AUGGCCGACCAGGACAUCACAAAGUACCUCCAGCAAAGCCACGACCGGCUGUUUGUCAACAACCGCGAGUGGGCUGAGAACAAGGCCAAGGUCAACCCCGACUUCUUCAAGAACCUCGCCGCUGGCCAGGCCCCCGAGUACCUCUGGAUCGGAUGCGCCGAUUCCCGCAUCCCCGCCGAGCAGAUCUGCGGCCUCGAACCCGGCGAGGCAUUUAUCCACCGCAACAUUGCCAACCUGGUCUGCAACACCGACCUCAACGCCAUGGGCGUCAUUAACUAUGCCGUUAAGCACCUCGGCGUCAAGCACAUUAUCGUAUGUGGACACUACGGCUGCGGAGGUGUCAAGGCCGCCAUGACUCCUCAAGACCUUGGUCUGCUGAACCCCUGGCUGCGAAACAUCCGCGACGUGUACCGCCUUCACGAGAAGGAGCUCGAUGCCAUUGCCGAUGAGAGUGAGAGAUACGACCGACUCGUCGAGCUCAACGUUAUUGAGCAGUGCCGCAACGUCAUCAAGUCUGCCGACGUUCAGCAGUCAUGGCACGAGAACAAGUACCCCAUCGUUCACGGAUGGGUCUUUGGGUUCAAGGACGGUCUGCUCAAGGAUCUUAAGAUUGACUUUGAGGCGGUGCUGGGUGAUAUCCAAAAGAUCUACAACCUUGUUGACAAGAAAUAA
This is a messenger RNA of Fusarium poae, 672 nucleotides long. RefSeq lists its product as uncharacterized. Gene Ontology annotation, cellular component: cytoplasm. The coding region runs from base 1 to 672 and encodes 223 amino acids. Gene Ontology annotation, molecular function: zinc ion binding; carbonate dehydratase activity. The transcript has a single exon. The record is from RefSeq and is a predicted model, not a curated record. Gene Ontology annotation, biological process: cellular response to carbon dioxide; carbon utilization; cellular response to oxidative stress. Lineage: Eukaryota; Fungi; Ascomycota; Sordariomycetes; Hypocreales; Nectriaceae.